Homalodisca vitripennis (glassy-winged sharpshooter) is the source of this 873-nucleotide messenger RNA. RefSeq lists its product as uncharacterized. Bases 1 to 873 code for a protein of 290 amino acids. The record is from RefSeq and is a predicted model, not a curated record. NCBI's taxonomy places the organism in Eukaryota, Metazoa, Arthropoda, Insecta, Hemiptera, Cicadellidae. The transcript has 2 exons.
AUGACAGGUUUUCUGUUCAAGACUCUGAAGACAUUUAGUGAGUUUGAGAAUCAAGAUGUGACCCCAUCCAUUCCACUCGAACAAACAUCAGCUGAUGUCGUACAUCUAGAAGUCGGGGACUUCGUCCUUGCCAAGAAAUGCACAAACAACGAAUUGGUUGAGAAGAAAAGAGAUUACGAUCUGAAGAUAAAACAACUUAGAAAGGAAGCAACAGCAUACAGAGUAGAAAACGCUGACAACAAGAGCAAGGAACUAUGGAGGAUAGUCAACAGCGAAAGAUGCACCGGAAAUCACAGAACCCCAGCAAUUUCAACACUCAAUACUAAUGGAAAGAUUAUUCGUGACCCCAACAUCAUUGCUCAUGAGUUCAACACAUUCUUUGUUAAUAUAGCUGCCACAACCUUGGCCAAAGCAGGGCAAACGGACACUGAAAGGAGAACUGUCAACCAUAUACACGACGUAGGCGACCUGGUACUCUACCCAACAAACGAAGAGGAAAUCAGGAAUAUCAUCCUGUCCAUGAAGCCAAAGUCAUCAUAUGGAUAUGACGAGGUCUCCAAUAAAUUACUUCGUCACUGCAUGGAAGAACUUAUACCCCCGCUUGUACAUAUUGUAAAUGGGUCAUUCAGAGAAAGCACAUUCCCAAAAAGGCUGAAGAUCAGCAAAGUGUACCCGAAACUAAAGAAAGGAGACACCACUCAACUAAACAAUUAUCGACCCAUCUCUCUCGUGCCUACCUUUUCCAAAGUUCUGGAAAGAGUAGCCUUAGCCAGACUAAUAAAGCAUGUCGAGAGGUAUGGGCUACUAAUUACAGCGCAGCAUGGGUUCACCAAAUGUCGAUCCACUAAUACAGCAAUCAUAGACCUUGUGUAG